AUGGCUGCCCUCGUUCCCUUCCCCAAGUUUGGCCUUUCUGCCACUUAUUCCCCAUGGACCAAGAUCCUCUAUCUUGAAGCCAAGGGCAAGGUUCCCGGCUACCUUGCGGGAGCUUUCAUCCGACGUGAAGACUGGGACGGAGGUCUUCGCUUCUCUCUCCGAGCCUUCCCACUGCUCUUCCCCGAGGGCUUUCCUCCUCCAUCUCCCAAGCAGAUCGAUGCCACUCUGAAAGUCCCUAUUCAACUUCCCAUCUCUUGGCUCAACAGUAAGAGUGUUCUGUUUGAGACCGCCAAUGGCGUAUACAACAUCCCCAUCAAGUACUUGCUUGCAGGUGUCGGACCUGAAGAUGAGCCAAAGAACGGCCUUACUGCCUCCAAUGGUCAGACCGAUGAUCAGUCAAGUGAGCAGAGUGACGAAGGUCGUGUCAUUGGGAGUGUCUUGACUCCAAUCCAAGUCCCUUUGGCUGCAGAGGCCAACUACAGAAUCUCGGCUAGAAUCCCACCUUCUCAGGAGGGGGCGAUCGUUCCACUUCCAUCGGUCAAGAUCUCUUUCAACAACGAGUUCAUCAAGCUUGUUGAUUCCGACUAUGAAGGAGGAUCCAUCAUUUGGGAUAUCGCUUGGCAGAAGCUCCCGACCGAGGAGGGUACGAGCCCCCAGGCUGUCGACGUCACUACCAGCAUCCCGCAUACCCAGUUUGGAGGGUUGACCACUUGGUCCCGCAUUAUCCAGCCCUACACGGUUGAGUUUGUUGUUUUUGAGAAGAAGUAG
Messenger RNA from Fusarium poae, 768 nucleotides. RefSeq lists its product as uncharacterized. The coding region runs from base 1 to 768 and encodes 255 amino acids. Lineage: Eukaryota; Fungi; Ascomycota; Sordariomycetes; Hypocreales; Nectriaceae. The transcript has a single exon. The record is from RefSeq and is a predicted model, not a curated record.